CAAACACGGAAAGAAGAAGACGCUGUUGCCACAGUAACUGUUAGCUGAAACAGCUACAUUUGGAGCUACAGCAGUGAUUUUGAUGCUGAUGUGGUCAGUUAUUUAAAUAUUUUGUGUCUUAAGGUAAAGCUGAUCGGAUACACAGAGAAACUCUUUUAAUUGCUGCUUUGGUUUGGGUGGGUUGGUAGGUAGACAGAGGAUGUCAGGGGAUCUUGUUGCUGUAUGGGAAGUGGCGUUAAGCGAUGGUGUGCACAGGAUUGAAUUUGAACAUGGCACAACCACAGGAAAACGUGUUAUUCACAUAGAUGGAAAAGAGGUUAUAAGGAGAGAUUGGAUGUUCAAGCUGGUCGGAAAGGAGACGUUUAAUGUGGGACGAUCAGGCACAAAAGCCACUAUCAACAUAGAUGCAGUGAGUGGCUUUGCAUACGAGUACACUCUAGAGAUUAAUGGACAGAGCCUAAAGAAGUAUAUGGAGAACCGCUCCAAGGUUACCAGCACAUGGCUUCUGAAUCUGGAUGGCAUGGACUGCAGAGUUGUUCUGGAGAAGGAUACCAUGGACAUCUGGUGCAAUGGACAGAAAAUGGAAACAGCUGGAGAGUUUGUUGAUGAUGGCACAGAAACACACUUCAGCAUCGGGAAUCAUGACUGCUGCAUUAAAGCUGUAAGCAGCGGUAAAAGACGAGACGGCAUCAUUCACACGCUGCUGGUGGAUGGCAUGGAAGUUUCCGAGUCCGUUGAAUAAUCUGUGUGGUGACCAUACAUGAACAUGAGAAGAGUGUAUGUAUGUACUGUAUGUGUUUAAUAAUCUGUGCUGAUUGGUAAUUACAGGUCAUCACAUACUGGUUCAGUAAUGGACUGUUUUGAAGCAGUGACAGAUGUGUCUUAAUAACACAUCCUGUAGGCCUGGUUUCACAGACAAGGCUUAGCUGAAGCCAGGACAAGGACUUAAAUUAAGAUGUUUAAGAAUCUUUUAUAAAAAAUGCCUUAGAAAAAUAUAUUACUGGGUUUUAUCUUCAAUGGCACUGGCAUAUUUUAAGAUCAGUCUGUUGAAGUUAUUUUCAAUUAAGACAUAAAAUGUGUCUUGGGGCCUGUACCAUGAAAAUGGUUAAAAUAAACUCGGGGUUACAGGAUUAGUUUCAAUUGAAAAAACCAAACCAAUGUGAUCAGGCCUUGUCGGUAAAAGCUACUUUCAUGGUACCCGAAACCCAAGAUUUGCACAAACUAAUCCUAAACUUACCUAGCUAGCCAACUAAACCAGCUAUUUGGUAUAGGCCCUUGGUCUAGGACAGUGGUUUUCAAACUGGGGGCCGCGAGAUGGUGCCAGGGGGGCCCCAGUUUUAUGACAUUUUAUGAAAUACAUUAAUUUAUCAUGAAUUCUGUGUAAUUAAACCUAAAAAAAAAUAAGGCUACUAACCAAAAGCAUUACUUUUUUUGUAUAAUUUAAUGUUUUUUUUAUUAAAAUGUUGAGUUUUAGAACAGUUUUUUGUCACAAAUUUUCUUUGGGGGGCCGCGAAGGAACGCACCGUACACAAGGGGGGCCACACGCUGAAAAAGUUUGGGAACCACUGGUCUAAGACUAGCCUUACGCAUUGUCUGUGAAACCGGGUGAUAGUGUAGUUAAUUGCUAUAUACCUCACAUAGCAACAACAAAUUGAAGUUUUUAAACCCCUUCGGAUCCAUUGUAAUUCUGUGACAUGACAGUAAAACAAUGAACAAAAUGUGUUUUUUUUUUCAGUGUGAUGUUAUGUGAUUAACACCAUGCAAUUAAACAUGACAAAAGUCAAACAAGAAUGGAUGUGAUGUCACAGUCAGGCCCUUUCCUGAACAGUCUGUUAUGUUGAUCAUGUGAUAUACUCAUGUGAAGUAAUAGGGUCGUUAAUGUGAAAUAAUUAAGUCUGUGUGCGAUAGCACAAUCAUGCUCUUAAAAAGCAUUAGAUAGUGAUGUCAGUGUAAAUAUAUGUAAGUAUUCUUUCCUGUAGACAUUUAUCUGACCAAUCACUGUUUAAAACUGUAAAUAGGGUCAGAGCACAGCAAUAACUUUCCUUAGGAAUUAUACUUUGUUUAAUAUGACUGUCUUUAAGACAAUUGGGUGUCAAGGCUUUGUGACAAAUAGGAUUACUUGUGUCUCUCUCUCUCUCUCUCUCUCUCUUUUAAGAUCCAUGUGUUUGGUGAAUUCAAGAUGUAGUAAUGUCUGUUAGCAUCAUCUUAUUUCUAAAACAGUGAUCUUACAGGAUAUGUGUAAUCCAACCCUUAUAGUUAUUUUACUAAGCACUAUGACUAAAUUCUGAAAGUGUAAUAAUAAUUGAUAUUAAUAAAGAUCUAUAUUACAAGAACGAAAUGUUGAUAUUUGAUCAGUAUUUCUA
This is a messenger RNA of Paramisgurnus dabryanus, 2363 nucleotides long. The record is from RefSeq and is a predicted model, not a curated record. NCBI's taxonomy places the organism in Eukaryota, Metazoa, Chordata, Actinopteri, Cypriniformes, Cobitidae.